Folsomia candida is the source of this 4497-nucleotide messenger RNA. Its product is annotated as SET and MYND domain-containing protein 4. Gene Ontology annotation, molecular function: protein binding. The coding region runs from base 314 to 2080 and encodes 588 amino acids. The transcript has 5 exons. The record is from RefSeq and is a predicted model, not a curated record. Lineage: Eukaryota; Metazoa; Arthropoda; Collembola; Entomobryomorpha; Isotomidae.
CGUCAGUCUCACACAUACUUUCCGAGCUGGCCAGUAUCCAAAUCAAUUCCACCAUCUAAACUAUAUAAAGCAGGCGAGUGUAUCGCUGCUGGCUGGCUGGCUGGGUCGGUAGCUUAGUUGAGAAGUUAGCCUCUCCUUUUCUCGCUCCACUCUGCAGCGAGAACAGGAGAGGCUAACUUCACUAAUGUUGGGGUAACGGGCUUAUCGACGGGCCUAUUUUGCACGUCAAUUGACGGGCUUCUACACUAGUUUAUUUCUAAAUCACAAACUGUAUACAUCACAUCAACCCUCACCCACUACAUGCACAUACGCAAUGUCUGCAAUAAAUCCGGAAAACAUUUUCAGAUCGGCACAUUUCAUCGAUAAUUCUCACUAUGAUGCGAUCUUGUCCAUUUUUAAGCAAAAUAUUCAUAAAGAUUUGCAAAAUGUGACGAGGCUGCUGAGUCGCUGCGCUACCGAGGAUGAAAAGCUGGACGUGUUGGGAAAAUAUUUCAGUUGGAGAGACGUUCCCAAUGAAUAUUUUGAGAGAAUCAAGAAAUCAUCCCAAUUUUCCAAUAGUUUCCGAACCCUUGGAAAUGAAUCUUAUAAAGGAAAGAAAAUCUCUGAAGCUCUCCGAUUUUACAAUCUCGCCAUUUUAUUUGCACAUGCCAAAUCCCCUGAGAAAGGCCUAGCACUUGCAAAUCGAUCCGCUCUGUUGAUGGGGUUGAAAGAAUAUGAAGACGCAUUGACCGACUGUAUAAAAGCGUUAGACUAUGCAGAAGUAUUGGGUGACAGUGAAAUUGUGGAUAAGUUGAAGAUAAGGAAGGCAAAGUUGGAAACGUUAUCAGAAAAUGGGACAAAUUUGCAUGGCAAACAUUUUCCUGGGACUGAACUGUUACGAGAAAUCGUGGAGAAAGUUGGAAAAAAUAAUGAUGAGAUCGAAGGGGCGGCUGAAUUUGUACGAAUUUUUACACAAGAAGGAAAAGGACGUGGGUUGAGGAAUGUUGGGCAGGAGAAAGUUAAAGCAGGAAAUUGCAUCUUAAUUGACGCCGGGUACACAAUAAUGUUAGACAAACAGACCAAUUGGGAUACACAGCACUGCUCAGGCUGUGGAAAAGUAAUCCUUGGUGGCGUUUCUGAUGAGGAGGAUGUUUUUUCGACUUAUUGCUCCAGUACUUGUAUGGAAAAUUUCACCAAAACAUACGGCAACCUUCCCACCUUAUACCCAUACUUUCACCACAUCGAACCCCUCCACGAGUGCCUCCUCAUUUGCAAAAUAUUUGCAAAAAGUCGGGACCAUGACUUAGGCCAAUCCGUCACAAAAUCCAAGUAUGACGCCAGAUCCUACUCAACUGUCGCCAACUUAAUGGCACAUUCCAUAGCAUUCGACCCCACCAGAAUUACUGCAGAAUCGCCCCACUUCAAAGCCAUCUUUAUCGGACAUCUUCUAAAAAAUUUACACUUUCUUAACUUGUCCCAACCGACAAUUUCACGGUUAACCCUUCGCCACUUAUUCUCCCUCCCUCACAACAUGAUAACUCUGUCCGAUUGGGCGUCUCCGGAAGGACCAAUCACCCACCCACUUUGGGAUUCCCGCGCGAGGGAAAAAUAUUUAACGAUUAAAACGAAAUCUUACGCCACCGGGGUAUUCCCAGUGACCGCGUUAUGUAAUCAUUCCUGUGAUCCGAAUUGUGUAUGGGUGCAAAAUCCGCGGGUCGGUUUAGGAGUUUUAGUAACGAUUAGGGAGAUUGGGGCAGGGGAAGAAUUGUGCAUCAGCUACAAACAGCCGUGGAGCAGAAUGAGGGGGGAUGAGAGGAGGAAGUGGCUGAGGGAGGGGUAUGGCUUCGAAUGUGGGUGUGUCGCGUGUAUCGAGGACUGGAAAAUGUUGAAGGGCGGAGAUGAGAAUGUGGAUAAAAUUCGGGAAUUUGAGACACUUUUGAAGAACGGGGAACGCUUGUUGAAUUCUGGGAAUGUGAGACAAGCAUGGAGAUGUUUUAUGGAGAUAGAAGGCAUGAUAAGGGGGGAGGAUCGGAGGCUGGAGUGGGUCCAGCGGGGUGAAGAGUUUGGGAGGAGAGCAUUUGUCGAAAUGGGAAUGCGAUAGCUAAAUAAAAUAAAUUUAAUUGCAUAUUUAUGUCACUCGAGUCGUUAUAUGUAGAUGUUUUACACUUGAAUAAACAAGGCCCCAAAAAAUGGGAAAUCUUAGUGAGUCAGCGCAAUCACAGUUAAUAAAUAAAGUUAGAUUGAAUAAUUUUUUCAUCACCGCUCUCGGUAUCAUUUUUCCUGGAAGCAUGAAUUAAUCAUUUAGAAUAAUUGCUCCCCCCUCAAAGGGUCUGGAGAUUUCAUCAGAAUAGGAAUUAAUAGGAUAUCCAAAUUUAUAUAUCGAAAUUGUAGACUUUCAACUCUUUCUUUUAAAACGCAGUUCACAAUUACAUUUCAUAUCGAUUAAUUUAUCCAACUUCUCGUUCAAUAGUAAAAACGUCAUCUUGUAAUCUCAACUAAUUUAAUGAAUGCAAGAGUUCAUGCGUAUGCAAAACUUAAUUUACAGUGGACCCAGUAAAAAUUAUCCCGAGAGCGGUGAUGCAAAAGUUAUUCAAUCUAACUUUAUUUAUUAACUGUGAUUGCGCUGACUCACUAAGAUUUCCCAUUUUUUGGGGCCUUGUUUAUUUAAAACUUGUAAUUGGUUGUCAAAGACAUUAUUUUUACUGCACAACCGCCGUUGUUAUCGGCACCCUGAAUAUUUUUAUUAAAUUUUUGAUUUUCAAACUUGAAUAACGCUGUUAUUUCUAACCGAUUUAGGUCAUUUUGCGCUUAAAAUGUCCGGAAUGACUUUGACUAAAAUAUUUGCAAUAAGCGAGCAUGCUGAGAUACACCACUUAUAAAUCAUAAAAAUAAAUAUGUUUUCAGGGGAAAAUUUUUGCACAUUUUGGCACAUAACUUGGGUAAAAAUCAAAGAUUCGCCAAGUCGACUGGCAGAUCUUUUCUAAAUUACCUAUCAAUGAUCUGUGCAAAAUUUCAUCAAAAUCGGUUGAGAAAUGGCUGAGAAAUCGACUUAUAUCACUUUUUUUGGGUGGGGUAAAUGCAUACUUAGCAAAUUUUUUUCGUUGUCAGGUAUUUGCCUCACUAAGAAUAAAGCUUGUAAUACUGAACCAAGAUCUAUAGAUUGAAAUACACUCUUAAAAAUAAUGUUACCCUUUUGAAACGUAAAUGCACUCUGAAUUCUAAAUUCAGCAAAUUGUGCGAUUUUAAGUAAGUCCAAAGUUACAUUACCUCGAUAUAAAGCAAAGUUUACUCUGGAUUUAGCGUAUUUUACUUACAAAAGGACAACAUUUUUUUAAGUGUGUAAUUAAGUCCAUAUCUCAUUUAAACUCCUCGAGUGUGGGGUGUGGUCAUUAGGUCAUUCGAAUUCAUAUGAGGUCAUGAAUGAAAAGAUUUGAGAAAAUUUAAAUUCGCCUGAUGCUUUCAUGAUUUUCAUGAAAUGCAAAAUAAUGUAGAUAAUUCUCAUCUUUCAUAACUUUCUCCUCGGCCUUCAAUUUAAAGUUCAUUGCCACAUGAACAAUUUCUCAUUUUAGUGCAGUCAAAAGUGACAGCGGUAACCAAAUACUUUCAUAUGUAAUGAAACAGCUGAGUUUGUUGACACUUCAAAAAAAUAUUUAACUCCACCAAUUUGAACAAUUUGAGUGAUUUCUACUAAAUAUCAUUAGCAUAUCAAAUUGAUAUUAUCAAGCAGAUUAUUCUCGUACCACGGUGAGGUCACUUAAAUCAAGUGACUUAAUUUCACUCAAUCCUGAAAUAUGUAUCCCACGUUAAGCCCACCCUCGUCGCCACCCCGAUGCAAAAUCAGGAGGGUCACCCCACCCGUUAAAUUAUUGCCUUACAAUGUAGAUUUGCAAAUUAAUGGCACAUUCCUGCUGGGGACGACUCCACCUCAAUCGCCCUUUACAAAUUCUGCAACAUCGAGUCCGUCGACAAGUUCCUCGUCACCUAUCACAACGCCACCACCUAGGAAAAUCCUCACCAGACGAAUUCCAUCGCAUAUAAUUUCGUCGAAAGGUCAUGUGGCGCUCACGAAGGAAUUAAUCUCACAAAUAGUUUCGCUUCAUCUUUGUGAAAGUAUGAAUACAAAUACAGAAAUCCCAAUAAAAUCAGCACCUGUAGAAGAAGCAGACACUCAGGAGGCUAGAUUAAAGGCUCUUCCAACCUUGGCGAACAAAAAGAACGGUGCAAAAACUCAUGACGAGGCCGUCGUGGAGGGUAAGGCGAAAUUGGUGGAAGGAUCUGGGGACGGCGCCCCGUCUAGAAAGUGAGCCAAUGAAGGGCUUGGCGAAAAUUACGAAAUUGAAAAUGAUACGCAACUCUCAUUUACAUAUUGCUUGUGUUAAUUUUUUGUUUGCUUUUGCUAUUCUGUUUCGCAUUACGAGUAAUGAAUUAUUAUGUUUUUUAUACCAUUUUCUAGUAAUGAUGCAUGAUUGGUUUUACAAAAUUGAUUUUAUUUAUACAAAUUACAUAGUCUUGAUAGUA